Molecule: messenger RNA, 2990 nt
Organism: Lacerta agilis (Sand lizard)
Lineage: Eukaryota; Metazoa; Chordata; Lepidosauria; Squamata; Lacertidae
Gene: BFSP1
Product: beaded filament structural protein 1
Exons: 8
Coding region: 119-2116 (665 amino acids)
Biological process (GO): lens fiber cell development
Cellular component (GO): intermediate filament; cytoplasm
Molecular function (GO): structural constituent of eye lens
Source: RefSeq, a predicted model, not a curated record
CUGAGCGCAUCCCCUUUCUUUCCAUUCCCAGUCCAAGAAACAUCGCGCCAUCAAACUGGAGAGAGAAAGGGAAUGGCAAAGGGGAUCUCUGGGCCCGCACACAUCCCCCCAGGCCGCCAUGUACAGAAGCAGCUACCUGCGUGAAGUUCGCAAGGAGAAGUAUGAGAGGUCGGAUGCUUUCGAGGAGCUGCCCCAGUCACCUGAGUUUGGCAGCUUCGCCCAAGCUCAGGGCCUGGAGAACCUGCAAGAGCUCAACGAGCGAUUUGCCAACUACAUCAACCGGGCCCGGGUCCUCGAGCAGCGCAACACCAUCUUCCGCAAGCAGCUUGAGACCUUUCAGCGCAUGGAUGAGCUGGCCGAGCUGGAAGAGGCUUUCGCAGCUCAGAUCGACCUCAACCGCCAGCGGGUUCGCGAACUGGCCUCCGACAGAGCUAAGUUGGAGCGGGAGGAGAAAGAUGCUCAGCGCAUGCUGGAUGAGUUCCGUAACAAAUAUAGAAAUGAAUGUGAGUAUCAGCAGAUGUUGAAAACUACUCUUGAACGACUCAAUAAGGAAGCCGAUGAAGCUUUGCUGUGUAAUCUGGAACUACAGAUUGAAUCACAGUUCUUGCAGGAUGAUGUUAAUGCUGCAAAGGACAGAUACAAAAAGAACCUCAUGGAAAUACAGACCUAUGUCAGUAUUUUACAACAGAUCAUGCAAACGACUCCUCGCGUAUCCACCAUUGCAGCUGGAGCCAGCGAGGAGAAGCUGAUAACUGAGAGGAGGAUACCGAUUCUUCAAAGCCAGUUGGAAGAAUACAAGAGCAUCCUAUGCCAGCUCCAGGCUCAGAAAAUUAAACUGCAGACUGAGACAACAAUGCUGGAACAGGCUAUUAAAAACACCCAGGAAAGCUAUGACGAUGAGAUUCAGUUGUACAAUGAGCAGAUCGACACUCUGAGAAAGGGCAUCGAAGAUGCUGAGAGGACCUUGGAAAAAUACACCAACGACUGCCGCCAGCUCUCCAUUUAUAAGCAGUCUCUGGAGAGUGAACUGGAGCGCUACAAACGUAUUAUUGAAAAUGAAGAAAGCAGGUUGAAUUCUGCCAUUGUUGGAACCCCCGUGACACUAUUUUCACAAAGCUACAAAAUCACACAGACCCCAACUCUUGGAAGGAAAGACAUUACGUUGGUUGCUCAAGACAUCACCAGUGCAAAGACCAGACAAAGAAGUCUGCCGAAGAAGUUCUCAAGGAGGAAGGAGAUCACCACUAAAGACCUCGCCAAUGGUGCUCCAUCGGAAAAAAUGUAUGACCGGCCUUUGGAAGGCCUUGAUCACGAUCAGCUGGAUUUCAAGCACGAGGGAUUAAUGAUCACAAGCGAACACAGGCAGGAUGAAGUUGAAGAUGUGGAGCAAGAGAGGGCUGCAGAGGAUGUGCCUGAUGGAGCACAGAUAAGCAAAGCUUUUGAUAAACUGUGCAACAUUGUGAGAGAGAGGAUCAGAUGCUACCAGAGACCGGAACCCAAAAGUGACUUCUAUACUAAAGGGCGGUAUGUACUUGUCACCGGAGAGGGAAGUUAUGAUGACCCCUGCUUCUACUCUUCACCCAUCCCUUCUGGAGGUGGAAUCACUGUCUCUGACAGCGAAGGUACGAUGCCCAGUGGAGGUAUUGUAGAACCAAUAUCAGAGCUACCAGAACCUCUUGAGAGCGACAAAGGUGAACUCGAAGCCCAAGAAACACAAGAGGGGCCCAAGAUGCCGGAAGACCUGAAAUAUGAGUAUAAACCAGAAGAAGACAAAGCAAAGGAAGAUGUCUUUGAACAGUGGGGAAAGCCUGAAGGGAAACAUGAAGAGCCAGCAAAACAGCUGGGGAUCGAGGAACAUGGGCCAGUGACCCCAAUGGGUCCGAGUGACCGAACUGAAGCAGGCGUAUACAUAGGCAAGGAGUAUGGCAGGGCAGGUGGCCUCUCUUUCAAGGAGCUGAGCCCACCAAGCACCAUGAGUUAUGAGAAAGUGGAAGUGGUGGAAUCCAUCGAGAAAUUCUCGGAUGACAAAAUUCAGACGUACGAAGAAACUGCCAUGAUUGUAGAGACCAUGAUUGAGAAGACCAACAAGAAGAAGCUGGGAGACAAAAGCUCUUAAUGAGCAUCUCCAAAGCAGCCAGUUUGUCCAGCUGUCAGUCAUUAAUGUGGUGUGCUCCUCAAGGCUUCUUGCUGCUUAAAGUUAUCACUAAUAAGGUCAAUGAAACUAUUCCAGAGUGAGUGGGUUUGAGGACUGUAGCCUAAAGGCUAUAUUUUGCUUGAGUUCUUCCCAACCCCUUUCCGUCUUUGGAUGGAAUGAUAAAAAUAGUGGGUUUUGUUGCUUGGAAUGAAGCCGGCUUGUCCAUUAACAGCAAAAUAUUGAAUUACAUUGUUACACUUCUGAGAUCUUAAACCUGAUUCAUGAAUUGCCUGCUCUGGUGUGAUCUGCUUAGAACAGACCCAAUUAUUAGCCAUGAUGGUGAAACAUGUACACUGCCAGUUGCACAAUGACUUCUCAUGCUAACCCUCAAUAACAAGAAUGGCUCUAACCACAGGAGAAGACAGCCACACCACAGAAUGCAAGGUAUGAACCCCAAACAACUGGGUCUAUUUAACUACCACUGCCACCCAGGUCCUAAACAGUUGUUUUGAAUUUAGGUCUAGUACUUUUAAUUUCAAGCCAAGUUGCCCCCAAUCCAGUAUGGGAGAACCAAAUGUAUCAAGAUGGUUAUAAUCAAAAUGUAUAAUCAAGGUGCCCACCUAGACUCCAGUGAAGUGGAUGAAUGCAAGGGAUGCAGUGAGGCAAGCACAAUCUCUUCUAUGGAUGCCACCAGACUUCUGCAACUGAUCUGCACUGGGGCCAGUGUCUUCGAUGUCAUGGCAUCUGUGUGACUGUGUCAAAUGUCAUUAUUGGAAUCAAUUAACUUCCCUAGUGAAGUGUUUCUUGCGCCAUACUGAUAUCUGUCUUUCUAAUUAUAUGGUACUCCAACGAUGUA